Zasmidium cellare ATCC 36951 is the source of this 1521-nucleotide messenger RNA. RefSeq lists its product as uncharacterized. Gene Ontology annotation, cellular component: membrane. The record is from RefSeq and is a predicted model, not a curated record. Gene Ontology annotation, molecular function: carbohydrate:proton symporter activity. Lineage: Eukaryota; Fungi; Ascomycota; Dothideomycetes; Mycosphaerellales; Mycosphaerellaceae. The transcript is spliced from 3 exons. Bases 1 to 1521 code for a protein of 506 amino acids. Gene Ontology annotation, biological process: transmembrane transport; carbohydrate transport.
AUGGAGACGCUCGACAAAAACACACUCGACGUGCACGAAGCCAAUGAAGCUACCGCCGCAGAACAUAGCCUCGGCGUCUGGGCCGCUUGCAAGAAGUAUCCCAAAGCCGUAGCCUGGUCGGCCGUGGUCAGUCUCUCUUUUCAGAAGUACUAUGGUCAUCCCCAACCUGGCAAGCCUGGAAAAUAUCAAUUAGAUCCUACCUGGCAGUCGGCACUAUCUUUUGGAAGUCCUGUGGGAAACUUCAUUGGCGUCUUGCUCAACGGUCUUUUGGCUGAGCGGUUUGGCCACAAACCCGUCGCUAUUGGGGCCCUAGCCGCCAUCACGGCUCUCAUCUUCAUUCAGUUCUUCGCAGCGGACGUCUCUACGCUCUUUGCUGGCCAGCUUUUAGUAGGCAUCCCCGUUGGCGUCUUUUCGACACUUGCUCCCGCCUAUGCGUCCGAAGUUGCACCUGUCGCGCUGCGCAGCUAUUUCGAAACCUUUUCCUGCUGGGGCAUCGGCCAGUUUCUAUCAUAUGCUGUGAUUCUGACGUUGAACACGCGCAUGGAUCACUGGGCCUUCCGCAUUCCUUUUGCCGUGCAAUGGGUGUGGCCGGUCAUCAUUGCUCUGAUUUUGAUCUUCUGCCCGGAGUCUCCCUGGUGGUACGUUCAACAGCAGCGUUACGAUCGAGCCAAGACAUCUAUCAAGAGGCUUCUCUCCUCUAAGAACACCGGAGCGUCGUUGGAAGAGGAAGCAGAGAAGCAACUUGCACUCAUGAUUGAAACCGAUAAAUUUGAGAAGGCUCAGCACGCGACCGCAUCUUUCAAGUCGUGCUUCCAGGGCGACAACAUUUGGCGAACUGAAAUCGCUUGCUUUGCUUGGGCAAGUCAGAUCUGGACCGGCUUCGCCAUAUCGAGCUCAGCAUCAUACUUUUUCCAACAGGCGGGAUUAACGGCGAACAAUUCAUAUAAGAUGAGUCUCGGUCAGGGCGGCAUUCAUCUUGCAUGCAACUGGAUAUCUGCCUGGCUCAGCGGUCCUUAUGGUCGCCGGUGGCCAUACAUAAUUGCUUGUGCGUUCAUGACAUUGAUGAUGAUCAUCAUCGGCAUUCUUUCAUCGAUACCUCAGACAGGCACCUCGAUCGGCUUCGCUACGUCUGCAGUGUAUUUGGUCUGGUACGCCGCCUGGUGCUUGACCUUGGGACCGCUUCCCUACAUUAUUGUUAGCGAAGUUCCGUCGGCGCAGCUCAGGUCCAAGACUUUCAUACUCUCUCGCAACUCAUAUGUUAUUUUUAACAUCGUGCAAUCUGUCGCAGCACCAUACAUCUUGAAUCCGGAAGCCGCAAACUGGAAAGGGAAAGUUGGAUAUCUUACUGCCGGGCUUAUAGUACUCUGCAUGAUUUGGGCAUAUUUCCGACUGCCAGAGACAAAGGGCCGUACGUUCGAGGAGAUUGAUAUCCUUUUCUCUCGCAAAGCAACGACAGCCAAGAAUUUCGGGAAGGCUGUGAUCGUUCGUGAGGGAGGCGAAGUCGAGGUUCGGUACGAUUGA